GGCGGUUUAAAUGGGAACGUAAACGUAGAGCGGCUCACAUCGAGGAAUGAACCCAAGUCUGCUGCAGGCUCUCCUUCCACUGCUGCACGCGUCAGUGUUGAUUGUAGAGUUUGUUGGAUUUAUUAGUUUGUCAGGAGGAAAGUGACUUCACUUCCACAACCGGUAGAAGAGAAAGAAGCUCAUCUUUCAGCGCUGAUGUAAAGCAGUCCGAGGUCAAAGGUCAAAGACUCCCGUUCUCCCAGCUACUGUUUGAACCCAAGAGCCAUUAAACAGGUACAUAUGGGGGAGGUUUCAGCUCGAGGCUCAGCCAUGGAGGGGGACUGCCUCAGCUGUAUGAAGUACCUCAUGUUCAUCUUCAACUUCUUCAUCUUUCUGGGUGGCUCCUUCCUGCUGGGUGUCGGCGUUUGGGUGCUGGUGGACCCGAUGGGCUUCAGAGACAUCGUGGCGGCCAACCCGCUCCUGUUCACCGGCGUCUACGUCAUCCUGGCCAUGGGCAGCAUGCUGUUCCUGCUGGGCUUCCUGGGCUGCUGCGGAGCCAUCCGGGAGAACAAGUGUCUCCUGCUCUUUUUCUUCAUGCUCAUCCUCUUCAUCUUCCUGGCCGAGCUGGCAGCUGCCAUCCUGGCGUUCCUAUUCAGGGAACAUUUAACCCGAGAGUAUUUCAGCCGGGAGCUAAAGCGUCACUACCAAGGACACAACAACACUGACGUCUUCACAUCCACAUGGAACGCCAUCAUGACCACGUUCGACUGCUGUGGCGUAAGUGGCCCCGAGGACUUUGAGGAGAGCCUCUUCAGGCUCCUCAGCCCCAGUAAGAUGGUCCCCGAGGCCUGUUGCCAGAGGAACAGUUACCCCGGAGACGUCAGUGUGGAGCAGUGUGUGAGCGGCAGCAUGGUCUUCAGACACAACAAGGGCUGUUACUCUGCAGUGGUGGACUACUUUGAGACGUACAUUUACACAGCAGGAGCUCUGGCCAUCGUGGUGCUGACAAUUGAACUCUUCGCCAUGGUGUUUGCCAUGUGUUUGUUCAGAGGCAUCCAGUAACCGCUGCGUCCACACGCAUCAUCACCAGCCGUCAGAAAGGCACAAGCAGAAGCAAAACAAAAACUGUAAAAUAUGGAAUGUAUUUUGUACAGUGAUAGUUUACGUGUCUCAUUGGUUUUGUGACAUCAUUUUGUACUUCGCAGCAGCAGCAGGGCGUUUGAGGUACUGCUAUAGUCACACACAGGAAGUAAUCCGCCCUCUGAGGAUGAGGUUUUUCUCAAAAGUAAAGGAUUAACACUGGUGCUAAGUCAACUUCUUCAAGCUAAACACUGAGGGCACACUGGUUUAUAGAUGGCCACUUCAGUCAGGGACCAAUCUGUGUCCUGGAAACUGGUCCCAAAGCUGGAAACACACACAAUCUAUGGCCCGAUUAUAACUUCAAGGUGGCCAUGAUGAUUGAUUUUUCAGGAUCUUGGAGGGUCUGCACAACACAGUUCAGGUACAAGCACAUGUGAGCCUCAGAAUAGUCAAAGCUGUCAGGAUUACAACAGAAAUGUGAAUCAACAGUGGACAUGAGAUGCAUAACGGGGCCUCACGCAAGAACAUUUUUUGUAUUCUCAUCAUAAACCUCUUUUUACCGCGAGGUUUGCUUAACUGCACAAAUUUGUUGUCAAUCGCAUCGUUUGAACGUAGAGGAUAUAGAGGUUUACUCCUCGACGCAGCGGGCCUUGGUCCGACUCUUACCUGCACCCCUUUGCUGCAUGUCAUCUCCCCUUUCAUUUCUUCAGCUGUCCUGUCAAUAAAGGCCUAAAAAUGCCCAAAAAUAAUCAUCUUAAAAAUAAAAACAUUGUGUCCUUAGAGCAGAGGUGUGAUAAAGGAGGGAUGGUGUGACAUGCGGAUAAAAAACCUCUUGAAAUCUUGUUAAAGCCACAAAGUUGAUCCUGGUUUUUGUCAGAAACAAACGUGAUCCAACAAGGCCCAGCGCUGGCCAAUCACAUCCCUGGUAGAUUAGAUGGACGCCGUAUUUCUGCGGUUCGACUCACAAUCGUCUUAACGAACAUUCAAAAAAGUUUGUCACCUCAUUCGGUUUCCGCCCCAAAAUGUCAAAAGUCAGUUUCAUCCGCGCGCAAAGAAAUCAACUUUGCGAGCAGAGUUUACCGCCGCGAGCACAGCAGACACUCGCGGGCGCGUGGUGGCUGCUCUGUGCGCGUGCUGCUUAGUUUUAUACGCGCAGGUGCCAUUCUCUCCCUGUUUAGUUUUUUACGUCCGCAGCCGCCUGUACUGUGCACUCUCGAUCGUUGAAUUGGUGCGCGAAGAGUGAUAUCUGCGUGUGUGAAAUGAUAUAAUUUGCUCAUGGAUGGAUGGACGGAUGUUUUAUCGUGCUUGCGAGAUAUGACUUAAAUCGGACGCCAUGCACCUUGGUCUGGGAGAGGGGAAAAAAAACACUCUGG
Perca flavescens (yellow perch) is the source of this 2432-nucleotide messenger RNA. RefSeq names its product tetraspanin-18. NCBI's taxonomy places the organism in Eukaryota, Metazoa, Chordata, Actinopteri, Perciformes, Percidae. The coding region runs from base 280 to 1041 and encodes 253 amino acids. The record is from RefSeq and is a predicted model, not a curated record. The transcript is spliced from 9 exons. Gene Ontology annotation, cellular component: plasma membrane.